GUGACAUCACACGCGCCAUAUUGAAACACUUUUCUUUUCCCAUUUUUUUCUAGUCUCCAGGCGGCCAUCAGCGCUCUAUCUCCUGCCGAAUUCUGAAGAUUUCUAGAGAACACCUCAAACAUGGAAAUCGAUACCCUUCUGGAGGCCCUGAAAGACUUUGAAAAGAAGGGGAAGCAGGAGCUCUCCCCUUUGUUGGAGCAGUUUCUGUGCCACGUUGCCAAAACUGGAGAAACACUGGUCCCAUGGUCCCAGUUUAAGAGCUAUUUCAUCUUCAAACUGGAGAAAGUGAUGGAUGACUUUAGGGAUUCAGCACCAGAACAACGGGGUCCUCCCAAUCCGAAUGUGGAGUGCAUUCCAUUUGACGAGAUGAAGGCUCGAAUAAUGAAGAUUGUGAAUGGAUACACAGGAAUCCCCUUCACCAUCCAGAGGCUGUGUGAACUUCUGACUGAGCCAAAGAGGAACUACACAGGGACAGAGAAGUUUCUACGAGGGGUUGAAAAGAAUGUGAUGGUUGUUAGUUGUGUGCAUCCUACAUCAGAGAAGAAUGGCUGCAGUGGUUUCAAAGUGAAUGGUGUGAUGUUGCCUGGCAAUUCAUCUGCAUUUGCAGAGAGGAAAGUCAAUGGUCCUGGGACACCCCGGCCUCUAAACAGGCAGAAAGUCCUCCUAUCCAGCUCACUAGCCACAAACGGCCUUCCCGACAGCACAGAGAAUAAAGACCCCAACACGGCGGGUGCACACGGCAAAUCACACAGCGAAUCGCCUGUGUCAGGUCCCAGCCGAGGCUUGGCGAGGAACAAGCACUCCGUGAAAGAGGACGACGAGGGUCUGGAGGAGGAAGAACAGCCAGAGGUGAAGAGACUGAAGUUCCUCAAAGACGGGGAGGACGGAGCAGAGGACGACGACGACGAAGAGGAAGACGAGGAGGAAGACGACGCGGACGAGACGGCGGCGGUGGAGACCCUCCGGCCCACGCUGGCCGAGAGCUCGUCGGACGCCCAGCAGGCCCGCGCCCAUUCCUCAGCGUCGCCAGAGAAGCAGAGGGACGAAGAGCUGGAGGAUGAGGAGGAAGAGGAGGACUCGGUCCCUGCCAGCUCCGCAGCCGAUUGCCAAGACCAGGAGCCCUCCAGCACCCAGACGGAGCUUUGUGCCGAGGAGAGCAAAGCGGGAGAGAAGGAGGCCGAGAGGGAGGCCAAAGCCGAGCGCGAGGUUCCCAGCAGCGCCGCCGACGACAGCAGCGCCGAGGAGCCCGCCGACAUGGACCAAUCAGAGCAGCGGGCGCCGUCGGGCGUGGCCGGCAGCCCCGAGGGCCGAGAGGCCGGAGAGGAGAGCAACGAGCACGUCAGUAGCAGCAGCAGCAGCAGCAGCAGCAGCAGUAGCAGCUGCAGUGAGGAGAACGAGGAGUCGGCAGCCGCCUCCGCCACCCCCUCUGACAGUACCACAGAGCCCCCCGCAGAGGGCACCCUAGAGUCGGGCACUCAGGACUCGGCCGCGGCAGAGGAGCCCAUGGAGGUGGAUUAGAGCCGUCACCACCACCACUAGCAGCAGCAGCAGCAGAAUCACCACCAUCUGCCAUCUCAAGACCAACCAACCUCCCUUCCCUGCUCUGACCUGCCCGUACAGCCUACAACCCCCCCCCCCUCCCCCCUACUGCUGGGGGCAGUGAGUCGAAACACCCUUUUUGCUCACCAAGAGACUGACUGGAGUAUGCCACAGUGGCCUCCCUUCUUCCUUUCUCCUCUCUUUCUUUCUUUCUUUCUUUCUCCCUUUCUUUCUCUCUCGUCUCACAUACACGUUGGCUCAGGAACAGCUCGCCGGGCCCCAGUCGCCCUUCCCUGAGCUCCGCGCGGUCGGUCGGUCACCUGUUCCCUUUCACCUGUCGCUGGUGUCUCUGUGCACCUGGCUGUGUAUGUGUGUGUGUUUUCUACGUCAUGGGUUUGAGAGUUUUUAAAAGACUUGAUAAAUGGGUAGCUCCCCAUAUGCUCCAUUUUGUUUCUGUUUUGUUGGUUUCUGUCUAUCUAUGUCAGUCCGUUUUCCCUCCAGGUGAGAUAGGUUUGUCCCGUGUCCUGGCCAGUCUUGUAGGUUUGUAGGGGGUCGGUAAGGGUGACGUGUGUUGCUUGUUUUUUUUUUUUCUUUCUUUCCUUCUUUUUUUUACAUAUAUAUUAUGAUGCUUCUUUUCAGUUUAUAUUGACGUAUUAUUGGUAGGGGCUUUUCUUAGCACAGCAGUCAGAGGUGUGUUGUGUUGACUUGCCUGUCUGUAAGUGCAGGUGCACGUCACCAGGGUAGGCUACCUGCACUGUAGUGAUGCAGCCACUCCAAAGAUCCAUUAUGAGUAGCUUUUGAACUUUGAACCUGGAGCUUUCGGCCCCGUCCCUCGUCCUCUUUUGCGGUUUAGUUUUAGUUCUGUUUUUGUUUCGUGUUCUCUGUGUCUUGCGCACUCUUCCCCCAGGUGUCAAAGAGAAGAGGUAGGUCUCAAAAGUUGUGGGUGACUCGAUAUGAAAACACUGUAGCCUUGUGACUCUCCUUGUCUCGUGUUGAAAGCGACUGCACAGGCCAGCAUGGUGAAAGCUACCAAACAACCAAACUCAUUGAAAGCCAGUGUAGGUGUUUGACUGUUGCUGUGCUCAUCUAUCCGUGUAAUUCAGUCAGAAGGAAAGAGAAGGGAGGAGAGCAACGGGCUACGUCAGGGAACCCAGGUGGAACGACGCCCAACGUUUCCCCACUGUCCCAUUUUGCGCACCACGUUGAUUUUUCACUGACGUUUCCCAAAGGAGGAAGUUCGUUUUUGGUUCCUUUAACUUGAUGUUUAACACACAAUCACAACUUUUUUUUUUAAUUUAUGAAGACAUUUCAGUUUAAUAAUAACCUAUAUAUAUAUUUGGAGAAGCAAAGCAAAGGUCUUUAUUUCUUGUUUUGUUGGAUUUUUGGCAGCCAGUUAUUGACUGGACGCAAGCAGCUGAGAACAGGAAGCUGCCAAAGCAUCCCUGUACACCUGUGUGUGCGAGCGAGUGUGUAAGUGUAUGUGUAUGUGUAUGUGGUUCUCUGGUGACUGUCCCAUUGUUGAUCUUAAAUUUUUUUCUUUUUGUUUUUGUUUUCUCCUCUGACUGUGCGUGCUGAAGCAAUAACUGGCUGCCAAAAGGCGCAGUUCUCCACAGCUGUACUGGUUUUGAUAAUUAGAAUUUUUAAAUUCCUGUAGAGGUUUUUUGUAGAUUUACAUAUGUGUUCACUGCCUCUGUGAAUCCAUACGAAUUGUACAUUUUUUGUGUAUACCUGAAUGCGUGUGCUUUACAGUAUAAAUAAAAGAUUUUCAAUACAAUUGAGGCAAUAAAUGUUACGGGUUUUAAUG
Molecule: messenger RNA, 3343 nt
Organism: Sardina pilchardus (European sardine)
Lineage: Eukaryota; Metazoa; Chordata; Actinopteri; Clupeiformes; Clupeidae
Gene: ppp4r2b
Product: protein phosphatase 4, regulatory subunit 2b
Exons: 9
Coding region: 121-1518 (465 amino acids)
Cellular component (GO): protein phosphatase 4 complex; nucleus; cytoplasm
Molecular function (GO): protein phosphatase regulator activity
Source: RefSeq, a predicted model, not a curated record